GGCCUGGCAAGCCUGGAAGGAGUUUGGGUGGAGCUGUGCAAGCUUGGCUGAGGGGGAGGGGAAGCCGCCACUAGCAACUAACCUUAGCUUCCUAAACUCAGCAGAAAGGUCAGAGGUAUUGUCGGAAAGGCAAGAAGCCCAGUGAUUCUGCUCGCCCGCCAAACCAAGACAAAAACCCAAGUUGUGCCAUGCAGCUUUAAAGGGGCUGGUGAUUGACAGAAUGUGUAGCAGUGGAUGGGGUGGAGCCGCUGGGUGGGGUCUGGGACAGGCAGCUGGGAGAAACCAAAAGGAAGAAAAAAGAAAACCAUUGCCCCUGUUGUCGCUAUUGCCGUGCGCGGGAAGCUAGCCAAAAAGAAACUGAAAGGAGUGGUUUAGAGCUCACCUUCACUCCUAUCCCCAGCCAACUCUCUCGAACCCUCUGUCUCCUUUUGAGAUAAUUAAAAUCGAGUAAACACCGGCACUAGUCUGUGCCCAUUCCCCCAAGUCUGCACUGAACUAGGUUUGUAGUACCGAGGGAGUGAGGACCCCGUGUCCACCAGCUCAAACCCGGCCCCGCCCCGUCGGCUCUGGCCCAAGGCUCGGAGCAGAGGAUGACUUUGGAGGUGCAGAAUCCGAAAAUAUGGAUCAACUCAUAAACAACUUGGGGGUCUAACUUAAUUCAGAAAGUGGCUCAAUGCAUGUCUUCAAACAGGUCACUGGCUCUGUUCAUAUCAGAGAUCCUCUUAAGACAGAAGAUAGAGGGAAUAUGACAUCUCCACCAUUCCCAGAUGCCAGUCCCAUGGAGAACCCAGCACUAUUUAGUGAAAUCAAGAUUGAGCCCCCAGAAGAACUUCUGGCUAAUGAUUUCAACCUGCCCCAGGUGGAACCAGUUGACCUCUCUUUUCACAAGCCCAAGGCUCAUCUCCAGCCUGCCAGCAUGCUGCAACCUCCAAUAUUCACUCCCAAGCCAAAGCCUGCUCUCCAGACACUUGUGUCCACUUCAACGUCUGACACAGGCACUUCAGUAAAUAUCCCUACUGUUCUGACUCCAAGGUCUAUCCUGGCCUCCUCUCAAGGAACUGGUGGCCAGCAGAUCUUUCAUGUGAUUCACACCAUCCCCUCAGUCAGACUGCCAAAUAAGUUGGGUGGCCUAAAGACCAUCCCAGUAGUGGUACAGUCACUUCCCAUGGUGUAUACUACUUUGCCUGCUGAUGGGGGCCCUGCAGCCAUUACAGUCCCACUCAUUGGAGGAGAUGGCAAAAGUGCUGGAUCAGUGAAAGUUGACCCCACCUCCAUGUCUUCACUGGAGAGCCCAAGUGACAGUGAGGAGAGUGAGAUUAAGAGUGGAUCCUCAGCUUUACAGGGUGUUCAGGGACUACAGCAAGAACCAUCAGCAAUGACCCAAAUGCAGGGAGAAGAGUCUCUUGAUUUGAAGCGAAGACGGAUUCACCAAUGUGACUUUGCAGGAUGCAACAAAGUGUACACCAAAAGCUCCCACCUGAAAGCCCACCGCAGAAUCCAUACAGGAGAGAAGCCUUAUAAAUGUACCUGGGAUGGCUGUUCCUGGAAAUUUGCUCGUUCAGAUGAGCUCACCCGCCAUUUCCGCAAGCACACCGGCAUCAAGCCCUUCCAGUGCACAGACUGCAACCGUAGCUUCUCUCGCUCUGACCACCUAUCCCUGCACCGCAGGCGCCAUGACACAAUGUGAGCAGCAUAGACUACACCAGAAGAGCUGUGCUGGUCUUGUGUGUGUGUGUGUGUGUGUGUGUGUGUGUAUGCAUGCAUACCGAGAUCAUAACCAUCUUUUCCUCUUUGACUUCAGCUUGCCUCAGGGAUGGGGUAGGCGCAGCUCACUGAGCCAGGUUGAUGAGACUGUAGGAAAAAAUAGAUGGUCUCCCAUGGGGGCUCCUCAUAUUCUACUUUCACUUCUCCACUGUCCAGUCUCCAAUUUUUUCAGCCUUGCAUGGAUUGAAUUCCAGUGUGGCACCCAUGGCUUCCCCCCAUUCCUCCACCAUACCCUUGCUCUGACAUAAGACAUUUCCCUACAAAAACAAAACAGAAAAUCAAACUCAAGGCUGUGAACAAACAUGCACUGCUUUUUAUUCCAAUUUGUCUCUUAUUUUCUAGAAUUCUUAUCCUUUCUUUCUUUUUUUUGGAAUCAGCAUUUAAGAGUGGUUGGUAGUGUCUUAAAAUGACAUUUUGUAAAUUUCUUAAACAUAAAAAGGCAUAAUAAUUUAGUUGAUUGUUAAGAUUUACAGGGAUUUGGGUCCUGAGUAUAGGGCACAUCCUCAGUGAAUAAGAUGAGUCCCUUGCCAAACUGAAAGAUUUUGUAAAUCCAAUCCUAUAUGUUAUUACAGUUUGGUUUUCAGAAAGUGCUGAUGCUUCUUCACAAGUCUAUCAGAAGGAAUGAAAUGAUCUUCUCCUACUUGUCCUCUUUUUCUUCGUCCUUCUUCAGGAUAAAGAUUUGGCUGCACAGUUAUCUUCUCCGUUAGGUUAAAUUUGAAAAAGCUUUCAAAGCACACACUGACAUACCAGUAGGGAGAAAAGUGUUCCAGGAAAAUAUGUUGGGCAGCGACAGGAACAAACAAAACUAGUAUCAUUCUGAAAACAAAUAAAGGGGGACUUUCAUUUGGAUAAGAUUUCAGAAGCUCUGUAAUCACAAACCUCAUUCAAAUGGCAGCCUGUUGAGGCAGUGUCUUGAGGGGCUGUUUAUUCUUUUGUUUAUGUAAAGCAACUGUUUUGAGCAUAUUGCAUGGUGAGAAAUCACACACUGGGGUUAUUUUAUACAGAAGUGAGGGGUUAGAAGAAAAAAAUGUGUUCAUUCUGUGGCAUUAUUAGCAUGAAUUCUUAUAUUUCAAGUGGAAUUUAAAAGGAUUUUAGAGAAAACUGACACAAAAAACCAUCUGAUGUUCUGCAACUGCUAUAAACAGCUAGCCAUUUCUUUAGUCAUUAAGGCAGGUUACAUAUUAUACACAUCUGAUUACCCAAUUGGACUUUUAAGUAAUAGUCUCUGGGACAUCAAACCCUCUGUUCUAGGCUGUGGACUUCAGAUCUACCUCCAAAUGGCAUAUUUUCUCUACCUGGGGGCAGGGAGGGCUUUGCAUCACUUAGUUUUAAAUUCAGCCUCUCUUCUAAAGGUUGUCUUCAUAUUGAACCCCUUUUCCGUGGCAGAUAUUCAAUCAGUCCCUGUGUGAAUACUUUAGGUUACUACUUCCAAAGACCAUCCAUUCCAACUAAAUCAAGAAAUUCUAGUACCAAGAAUGGAUCUUAUUAACCACUUAGUACUAUCUAUCAUUUAUAUUUUAAAGAUGAAACAAAUAUGGGCCAGAUUCUUUCCCCAGAUUUUUUAUUGAAGUGUUAUAGAUCUGUGCACCCAUUCUCCCAGGGAUCACAUUCUAAAACCAAAAUAAAGAAAAAUUUUACAUAAUUGGUUGCAGUAUUUCUCCAAUUUUAUAUGCUAUGCUUCAGAAAACUAGACCACUCACAGUAUUAUUUACAGUUGAUUAAAUACUAAGUAAAAUGUGUUUGUGGUCAUUGGUAUAUAACAUUAGACACACAAUUUUUCUAUUCAAACACUGUCUAUAAUAUUUCAUAUUUGAUUUACCUCAUUUUCACUUACAGUGUCUUUCCAGACUAUAAACUGUCAUAAAUUCAAAGACUGUAUAUUUCUCAAAAUGACAUAUGAAUUUUUAAUAUUAUUGUUAUUUUGAUAUAGGCUUUCCCCUGACUUUGAGUGUUCAAGUUACACACUGUAAACUAAUUGAUGAAGCAUUAGGAGAUAUCGAGGGCCAGUCUGUUAAAGGGAAAUUCUAUGUAGCUAUAAGACAGAUGGUUAAAGGUGAAUUACCAUCACACAUAAGUUUAAGCAUUUAAUUGGGUAGUUGAUGUGGCAUUUCAUAGUAAAGAGCUUAGCCAUUUUCUCCAGAACUUUGAUCCUGAGUCUCCUUUUCUAGAGUCCAUACAUAAAUGACUUGUGUCCCUUGGACCUCAAGAUCUUUUGCACUGAGCAUAUAAUCUUAUAAAUAAAGGCUAUCAAUCAUACUGUUGUACUAAGAUGAUCAAAUUAAGUUUCUAAAUACUGGUAUCUCUGACAUCCUUAAGUCUAACCCUUUACUCAUUUUUUUCCCCUUCAAAGUAAUGUGGGACUUCGUUAAUGCUUUAUUGUUACAAAACAUUUCAAACCCUAUUCUCAUUGCCCUGUCCCCUCCAAAUAAUGGUUAAAAAAAUCCUUCCAAUUAUUUACAUAUAUCGUAAUAAAUAUGUCUAAAUGCAUUUAGAGUGUUUCAUAGAGAUCCAAAUACAGUACACUACAGUACUACACCAAAACUACAUAUAGUUUUGCUAAAUAAACAGUGAGAUGGAAAGGAACUAUUUUAGCUGACAUUUGGAAUUAAUUGAAUUUACUGUGCUCAUGCCAGCAAAGCACCAUUAAGUGGACAUUUCCAAUGACAUGAAAAAUAGCCUUGUUUGAUAAGGUUGGAUAAUAUUCUGGGAUUCGUUGCCAUGGAAUUCUUCCAUCUGUAGAUGAUUGGCAGUUGAACAUAAGUAUCAAUAAUUAUGAUUGGAGAAUUCAGGGAAAACUAUGAGGAACUGAACUGGUUGGGUAGGUUAGGUGGAUUGAAUUAUGGUAACACAAAAUGUUUCUGAGAGUAAGAUCUUUUUUAUAAGAGUAAGAUAUUUUUAAAUAAACUUUUUUAAAUUUAACUUUUUAAUAUUUAUUUUUGAGAGAGAACACGAGUGGGGGUGGGCAGAUAGAGAGGGAGACACAGAAUCUGAAGCUGGCUGCAGGCUCUGAGCUGUCCGCACAGAGUCCAACAUGGGGCUUGAACUCACAAACUAUGAGAUCAUAACCUGAGCCAAAGUCAGAUGUUUAACCAACUGAGGCAUGCAGGGACCCCCUUUUUACUUUAGAACUGUUUUAGAUUUACAGAAAAUUGUGAAGAUAGUACAGAGAGUUUACCUAUAAACAGUAUCCAGUUUUCCCUUUUAUUAAUAUCUUUUAUUAAUUCAUUAGUAAGGUAUAUUUGUUACAGCUAAUGAAGUAAUAUGAUACAUUAUUAUUACCUAAAGUUCAAACUUUAUUCAGAUUUUCUCAGUUUUUACCUAAUAUUCUUUUUUUAAGCAUCCUAUUCAGGAUACCACAUUACAUUUAAUAGUUAUGCCUCCUUAUGCUUCUCUUGGUUGUGACAAUUUCUCAGACUUUCCUUGUUUCCUAUGACAUUGACAGUUUUGAGGAGUAUGUCCCAAAUUGUCUGAUGUUUUCUUCAUGAUGAAACUGAGGUUAUGGUUUGAAGAAGGAAGAUCAUAGAGGUGAACUACCAUUUGUAUCACAUUAUAUUAACAUGGCUUAUACUCUGGAUGUUAACCUUGAUCAUCUGGCUGAGAUUGUGUUUGUUAGAUUUCUCCUCUGUACCCUUCCUUUCCCUAUCUCCACGCUGUACUUUCUGGAAGGAAGUCACUAUGUGAAGCCCACACUUAAGCAGUGGUAAAUUAUGCACCACAUCCUAGAGGGUCUCUAGAUAAAUUAUUUUAAUUCUUUGCAUGAGAGAUUUGUCUUUUCUCUCUCAUUUAUUUAUUUAUUAAAUCAUUUACUUGUAUCAGUAGGGGUUCAUGGAUAUUUAUUUUGUACCUUGAGUUAUAAUCCAAUACAACUUUAUUUUGUUUCUCAAAUUGCUCCAGCUUUGCCCACUGGGCACUCUUGGGUUGACUUCCAAGUACUUUUGACAUGCCCUCAUCACAUUUUUAUUAGCACAUUCUUAUUUUCUGGUACUACAAAAUGCUCCAGUCUAAUCAUAUAUAUUUUUUUGCCCCCAGUUUAAUCAUAUAUAUAUUUUUUUGCCCUCUCUUACAAUCAACCAUUUAUUUAAAGUGUACUGGUUCCUUUUACUGGAGAAUUAUCUUAGAAACCAAGACCUGGAUAUUUGAUAUGCUUGCUGCUACUGGGCAUUGUUGAUUCUAGGUGAUCUCAGCUGACAGAGCAGGAAAUAUGUGUGUGUACACUAACCCAUGUAUAUACAUAUCUAGAAAUAUGUCUAUAUGUAAUCAUCCAUAUCCUUAUUAAGCUGAAUAUGAGUUUAUACUGAUGUCUGCAAUUCAUUACCACAUGGUUCAUUGUAAACCUUUACCUUUGUUUAUAUAUAACCUCCCAUUCCAACACUGAGAAUCCUACUCCCACACUCUGUCGUCUAUUUACUUAAUUGUUCACAGUCUACACGUAUAGUGGCAUCUCAAUUGUUAACCUGUACACCUGUGAGAAACAACUAGAGCACAGUGCUUAGGUAUAUAAUAGUAAUAUAUUUAGAACCCCAACAGCUCUUUGAAACAAAGUGAUCUGCGAAAUUCAGGAAUUAGGGAUUUCUGUGAUCUGAGUUCCAGGAAUAUGGGGUCUAUCUCUUCCAAAAAAAACUUUUCUCAAGGACCAAAACAUUGGGAAUUGACCUAACCUUGAAUAAGUCAAGAUAAAUUAUUGACUCUUCAGUAUGUUAAUACUUAUAUAGAGAGGUGGACACAGAAUAAAGUAGGUGAGCCCAAUUGAAUUAUUGAGCAUUAUUUUUCUCACUGGUAAAUAUGUCUCUCUGAAAAUAGGGGUGCUACCCUAAAUUAUCUCUCUUCAUAUUUUCCUGUCCCUCACUUGGUAAAAGUUAGACAAGUCACAACAACUCUCUAUGACUCAGUCAACCCAUCUACAAAGUGGAGAUCCAAAAAUCUACCUCACAGAAAUGUUGUGAGGAUUCUCAUUAAGAGAUGUUGGCAAAAAUAAUAAGAGAUAUUUAAAUUAACAACAAAGUAUUAUGAUCAUCACUAUGAUAAUAACUAUAGUACCCAAAAUUUACCCUAGAAAAGGGAGAGACUUAGACUGCCUGUGUCAUAAAGAACUAAAUUUGAAUCAAUAAGAAAGAUAAUUGAAGAGUGGUGGCUGGAAGUAAUAUUAUUUCUUCUCUUUCUUCCCCUUACAUUCACUUUAUUACUACCUGUAGGAUUCUCAUCUGUUUCCGGACUUGAAGCACAUAAGGACCCAAAUGAAUAAGUAGGCAAAACCCAUUGCUUCAAAAGCUGAAUUCUUCCCUUAUUCUCACUUUGGACCACAUUAUAUGUAACCCUGUUAGAAGCACAAAGGUAAUUUCCCAGAGCCUUUCAGACUUUGGCCAGUUCAACUUCACCAGUUACAUUUUUCUUUUUCCCUACUUACUGUCCUCUAAAUAGUAUAGAUAAGGAAGGAUGUGAGGUGAGGUGGUUGGGGAGAGAGUGGGAUGGAAUAGGAUACAAUUUAUGCCAGUGACAGAAUAUUUCUUUGAUUCCCAAACACUGGUUUUACUAUCAAUUUCCUUUUUUUCUGGUGGUGGGUCAAGGGCAGAGGGAAAGAGGAUAUUUUGUUAACUGUUAAGAAACUCUCCUUCCCUUCCAGUAGAUAUUUCCCAGGAUCAGUACAAGUAGCUGUGUUGGCCAUUACAUUAUAACUAUGUUGUAUAGAGUGCCAUUUUAAUUGUAUUGUUGAAUAAGAAGAGGAAGAAAAUUCCUAAUAAGUGUCCAUUCUUGUUUUUUGACAUGAGGUCACAGCAGGAAAGCAAUUUCAGAAACUGAGUCCUUUUUUGUGAGUUGAGAAAAGGAGCCUGCAGUGAAGGGAUUGCUUAAAUUUUAUGUCAUCAUUUAAAGAGAUUAUAAAACAGUAUAUUAAGCUUUAGCCUCUAUUACUCUUAUGUUUGUGCCUCCUUCUUUUAGUGUUUUAGAGCAAUACUUGAUUUUUCCUCUAUUUUAUGUUAGUUCUUGCUCCAGAGAUAUGGUUUCAAGGCUACGAUCAUGAGGAAUCUCUCACAUACAACUCCGUUAUGCACCUGGGGAUACUCAAAAAUUACUUAAGUUAGCAUAGCCACUCAGAGUAUUCUCUUCCUAGCCCAAUGGGGCUCUCAUUCUGUUGCAACCAGGCAGGGUGUAUGCUUGGGUACUAAGCAAUCUUGUUUGAUUGUUGUACUUUUUUAUUAAUAAAAAUAUAUUAAACUCCAGAAA
This is a messenger RNA of Felis catus (domestic cat), 7983 nucleotides long. RefSeq names its product Kruppel like factor 8 (gene KLF8). The transcript is spliced from 6 exons. Lineage: Eukaryota; Metazoa; Chordata; Mammalia; Carnivora; Felidae. Gene Ontology annotation, biological process: regulation of transcription by RNA polymerase II. Bases 674 to 1687 code for a protein of 337 amino acids. Gene Ontology annotation, molecular function: RNA polymerase II cis-regulatory region sequence-specific DNA binding; DNA-binding transcription factor activity, RNA polymerase II-specific. The record is from RefSeq and is a predicted model, not a curated record.